CUUAAGCUGAAUCUAGCUAAUACAAGCCUACGAGACUUCUAUAUUUUAUCUAUAUUCUUGUUAUUUUCAUUCAAUUCUUUGUUCCACCAUAGUGGUCAUUGGUUAUUUAAACAAACAAUUAAAUUGAAACAAAGAAUGGAAUACUGGAAAAUCAUGAACAAUCUUUUUCUUGUCACGACCAUGGUACUAGUGGCGUUCAUGGUAACCGGUCCGGAGGCGGCGGGCGACGCGGAGACGUCGUCAAAGAGGAAGCUGAUCGUGGUGACAAACAACCACACGAGCUACCUGAGCCUCAGGUGCUUCUCGUUCGACAAUGCCUUCGACGUGCAGCACCUGAACUCAUGGGAGCAGUUCAAGUUCAUGGUGGAUGUUCGUGUGGUUUUCCCCUCAGCCACCAUGUGGAACUGUUCCACUAACAUGGGCACGUUCGUGGCCUUUCGCCACGACUACGCCUGCAGCAACCACCCGUCCAACACGUGUCAGUGGAGGUUCGACGAGCACAUGACCUAUGUUUAUGACCCCACGGUGGCCCUUUGGGUUGCCGUGGAGUACAACCCUAACUAUGAAUCACUCAAUAGGGGUGGUGUUAUAAGAGGGUAUUAUGUGAAUUAGUCAAUCCAAAGUCUUGGUUGUGUGUAUUAUUAAAUUUGUAAUUAAGCAUUUUACAAAUCAUAUUGUCAAAUGUAUAUUCAAAUGAGAUCUGUAUAUAUUGUUUUUUUUUGCUCUAGUUUUUAAUUGGGGAAAUGAAAUCUUUUUUUCUUC
This is a messenger RNA of Cuscuta campestris, 762 nucleotides long. NCBI's taxonomy places the organism in Eukaryota, Viridiplantae, Streptophyta, Magnoliopsida, Solanales, Convolvulaceae. The record is from the annotation of a GenBank genome assembly.